AUGAACGCACUGCGGACGCCGCUGUGCCGCGCACUCGCGGGGCGCGCCGUGGCGCCUCGCGCGGCGAUUCCUGCCACACGACUCUACUCUACAGAGGCCACACAAAGCACUGCGGGUGCGCCGCUGCAAAACGCACGCGGCUCGCUCCAAGAAUCCGUCGAAGACGUGAAUAAGGCGCUGCGCCUCUUGCAUACGCAGCCGAACCACUAUGUCGUGGCAUCGAUCACGGGCCGCACGCUUGUCUUGAGCGAGUCGGACCUCGUGACGCUGCCGCGCCUCCGCGGCGUCCAGGUCGGCGACGUGCUCGAGCUCGACCGCGUCCACGAAGUCGGCAGCCGCAACUACACGCUGCGUGCGCAGGACCCGGCGCUCGGCCGCCGCAAGGCACAGGGCGGUCGCAACCCGCUUGUCCUGCUGCAGCAGCGCGAUGCGGAGGACGCCGUCGAGCCGCUCGCCGUGCGCGUCGCUACCAAGUCGACCGACAUCGCCCAAAACGCCCCGGAAUCCUUCCUGCCGUGGUCCAAGUCGUGGGCCGCGCAGCUUGUUCCGGCCGGCCUCGCACACGUCGGUGCGUCGCUGUCGCAGGACGUCGUUAGCGUGCGCUGCGUCGUCGUCGAGCAUACCAAGGGGCCGAUGGAACGCAUUGAAAAGUUUAAGCGCCGCAAAGGCUACGACAAGGUGAUCACCCACAAGCAGCCCUAUACCCGUCUCCGUGUCGACGCCAUUACUCUCGGUACUGCGCAGUAA
Molecule: messenger RNA, 747 nt
Organism: Malassezia japonica
Lineage: Eukaryota; Fungi; Basidiomycota; Malasseziomycetes; Malasseziales; Malasseziaceae
Exons: 1
Coding region: 1-747 (248 amino acids)
Cellular component (GO): mitochondrial large ribosomal subunit; ribosome
Molecular function (GO): structural constituent of ribosome
Source: RefSeq, a predicted model, not a curated record